Molecule: messenger RNA, 1201 nt
Organism: Oryza brachyantha (malo sina)
Lineage: Eukaryota; Viridiplantae; Streptophyta; Magnoliopsida; Poales; Poaceae
Product: plasmodesmata-located protein 6-like
Exons: 1
Coding region: 30-863 (277 amino acids)
Cellular component (GO): plasmodesma
Source: RefSeq, a predicted model, not a curated record
GCAUUGCAAGGGCGAGAAGACGAAGCCGCAUGGCUACGGCUACGAGCGUGGCGGCGACGGUCCUCCUCUCGCUCCUUCUCCUGGCGCGCGCGCGCGGCGCCGACGACGACUACUCGGGGUUCGUGUACGCCGGCUGCUCGCAGGGGCGCUACGCCUCCGGCACGCCGUACGCGUCGGACGUCGACUCCGUGCUCACCUCGGUCGCCAACAGCGCGCCCUACGCCCCCUACGCAAACUUCACCUCCCCGACGUCGAGCUCGGUGGCCGGCCUCUACCAGUGCCGCUCCGACCUCCCCGCCUCGGUCUGCACCGGCUGCGUCCGCUCCGCCAUCUCCAGGCUCUCCUCGCUCUGCGCCUGGGCCACCGGCGGCGCCGUGCAGCUGCGGGCCUGCUUCGUGCGCUACGGCAACGACACGUUCCUCGGGAAGCAGGACACGGCCGUACUGUUCAAGAAGUGCGGCGGCUCGCCCGGGGACGCCGGGGGCGCGGCCAUGCGGGACUCGGCGCUCGGCGCGCUCGUGGCCGCGGCGGCGCCUGCCGGGGGAGGCUACCGCGCCGGCGGAUCCGGUGGCGUGCAGGCCAUGUCGCAGUGCGUGGGGGACCUCGGCGCCAAGGCCUGCUCCGACUGCGUCUCUGCCGCCGCCGCGCAGCUCAAGGCCGGGUGCGGCUACGCCACGGCCGGCGAGGUGUACCUCGGCAAGUGCUACGCUCGCUUCUGGGGGAACGGCGGCGGCGGCUUCAGCAGCGGCGCUUCCCGGAACGGGUACGGAUUUGGGCCUCGCGUGCACGGCGACCGGCUCGCUCUCGCCGCCGCCGGUGGCUUCUUCACUUCCCUAGCCUAUUUCACACUUGUACUGAUCUAGUCACUGAGUCACAGUCGCAGUACGUAUGAUAAGUAUGAAUCUUGAGAGUAGAGUACGUACUACGUAAUACCUGUGUGCUUGUGAUCGUAAUCACUGAUCAGCUCAUCAGCAUGUGUGAGUGCAGCAGCACAGGUUGGCCCUUGUGCUUGAACAGUUAAUCGUUUGGUUUUGUAACUUGCCUGGGAUUUGUCAGUUUGUAACUGUAAAUUUGAUCCUUAAAUUAUGCGAUUAUGCGUAGCUAGCGCUGUCUACGAUGUUACUUGUGACUUGUGAUUAUUUUACCGUGGGCAGUGCUAUCCUGCAAGCCGACACUUAGCCUUCGGAGAGCACUGAACAAU